AUGGGCAACUACCGCAUCCCUAAGAAAAACUCUAAUGCUACAGAAGAGGAGAGGAAGCGUCAGAGACUGCGCGACACCCGUAAUCUCGCGACUGGGAUAGAGAUAGCCUUGAAGAACCUCUUACCUAACGAGAGUAAGGUGGUCAAAAAGGCGGUCUGGAAUACUCACGACUCUUUGGCUGUUGACAUUGAACUUGGGGUUGACUCAAGUCGGACCGAGUUUCUCGGCGCAAGAAUCGUUGACCGGGCUACUUCCAAUGGUAUGUGUUAGUUGGCUGGCCUGUUUUUGAAGACACCCGAUCUCUAAUCUACGAUUGUCCUCUUCUAGGUCAAACCAGAGGAAACGGAGGGCUUGUUAACGGUCGCAGAAAGUUUGCAGGAGUUCCUAUUGCCCCUAGAGCAAUGAUUAAGCAUUGGUCAGUCUUCGAUCAAGGGAAGGCUCCAGAUCAUUCGCACAAACAAGGCCCCCAGGACCCCAAUGGACAGAUCGGUGUUUCACGUGCUAGUCCUCCCACACGGGCACCCAACUCGAAUGAUGGUGAAUCCCCUUCGGAUGCAUCCGGCCGCACUACCCAUCCGUACUUGCAGGACCCCUCGGAUCCCAACAGGCUCAUUGGUGUUCCGCGUCCCCGUCUGCCUUCAUGGGCGGGUCGCCCAGAUUGUCACAAAUCUAGCUCUGAAAACCCUAUUCGCACUAGUUACCCUUACUUACAGGACCCCUCGGAUCCCGACAAGUUCGUAGGGGUUCCUCGCCCUUUUGAUUGGAAAGACCAAAGCACUGUAUCGGAUCACUAUACUGGGCCAGCCUUCUAUGACCACCGCCGUAGGCAAAUAGAGCUCGGCGUUGUUCCAUCUAUUUAUCCCGACUACUGGAUCAACGGACAAACUUUCGGUGACGACGAUAAAGAUAUAUUUUCGGCCAAAAGGCUGCACGAAAAGGGUAGGCUUAUCUCCCGGCUUCUGCCCCUUUGCGGAGAACCUCCAGAAUUAUCAUGGGUGCUGACCUGGUACGUUCAGAGCGAGAAGGAAUGAAAUCAGAUGCAGCUGGUGGGCCUUUGGACGGCGUAGACAGAGACGGCGAUGUAGUCAUGAUGCAGGGGCAAGAAAUCAACAUACCUACUGCCCAGGAGCCAGAAAUUGUUAUGCCUACCCCCGUCCGCAUAUUGCCCACUCCGGCCAACAGCGCAUGUGGGUCGCUGAUCCAGGUCUUUGAUGGCUUUCGCAUCGAAGAUGAUGUCGUCCUGGAGACCGCUGAAACAGUCAAGGCUCGUCAAAAGUUCUUCGCAGAGCUCGAGUCGGAUGAGACUCCAAUAGAGCCUGUGAAUGCUCCUGCGGCUAGUGAGGGACGUUCUGGAGGAGGAGAAAUUUCUUCCCUUGUCGACCUAGGCGACUCGAAAGCCUCAGACACCGCUUCCACCUCGAUGGUUAGUCGCAUUAGUGCCAAGUCGAGCACGAACGCCCUCCUUUCCGCUCGUAUAGAAAAGAUGCAGCCGUAUCGUACCUCUAGCGUAGCUGGCUCUUCUUAUGCACCCACAGCAUCAAGUGGAGCAUCAGACUUUGAUGGGCCUCAUAAAUCUCGUCUGGGUACUCCAUCUCAAAGAUCGUUUGGGCGCAAUGGGACUUCCAACCAUAGCACGGCCUCCAAGGCACCUAGCACGGUCUUCUCCUACGCCGGUAGUUCCGGGGGUCGCAAUUGCCCCUUCGAUACAAUGUUCGACGCUGUGCUGGCCCACGCCAUUGACAUUCCAGUCCUCGAGCCUACUCCAGCACUCAAGAGCAGUCUUUUCGCGGGGCAUGCUGCAAACUUAAGGGUUCCCAUGUCUCACAACGAGAAGGUCAGCCAAUGGGCUGCGUCCGUCAUACCCAGCGGGAACUCAAAUGGUCAACCACCCUCCCCGGGUAAACCUGUCCCAGCCAGCAAAGCGCCAGUUGAGUUUAUUUUCCCCCGCAACAGGGCAUCCGGAGCUAAGACCAUCCUCCCCACGCGCAAGCCUAACAACACCUCCAGCGACCUCCUCGAGAUGGGCGGCAGGGAAAAGGGCGACAUGCACCCCCCCCCGAAUAGUGGGAAGUCCUAAAAAGGUAGAAGGCGUUAUAUACGGAGCAAAGCUUAACCUCGCAGAUAUUUGCAUUACUACGGAUCUGUUACCGGAUAAAAACAAAAAAUCCAUUUCAAAAACAAAAAAAAACUUGUCAUCAAAUAAAACCUUUUGCGACUGCCUGUCUUGUCUUUUGGCUCUCUGCCACAUCUGACCUCUUCCCCAUAUGUUAUAGGUAAUCGUGCAAGUGGAGGGUGGGGUUGCGCUACCCGCUAUUAGAUCGCUUUGUGUCACCUAUAGUUUCUCAGAUAUCUGGGUUUCCGGCAAGGGUGCUACUAUCAUUAAAUUUUAUCUCUGGCUCAUGUGGUGGAUUUGGGGGAGAUUGCAACAUUUUUCAUGAGGGAAUUCAUGGGAUUGGAAUGUAGCUUUGUCUAGCUUAGACGGUCACCUGUCUUUACUUUUUUAGAAAAAUAAAAACCUUGCAGUUGCAUU
Tuber aestivum (summer truffle) is the source of this 2530-nucleotide messenger RNA. NCBI's taxonomy places the organism in Eukaryota, Fungi, Ascomycota, Pezizomycetes, Pezizales, Tuberaceae. The record is from the annotation of a GenBank genome assembly.